Triticum turgidum subsp. durum (durum wheat) is the source of this 594-nucleotide messenger RNA. The record is from the annotation of a GenBank genome assembly. Lineage: Eukaryota; Viridiplantae; Streptophyta; Magnoliopsida; Poales; Poaceae.
AUGGCUAGAGAGAUGGAGAAGGCAAGGAAGGCCACCUCCCCUAAGACCUCAUCAACUAGUUCAGGUCCAAAAAGCCCAGCAAGGAGUGGAGGGUCCCCUCCUCAUAAGAAGAACGUCACCGAGGCACGACCAAAAAAUGAGCAGCAGAACUUCCGUAAAGGCGGUCAAGACUCGGCAACUCAUGAUGAGAGCAAACGCCGUUCACCAACUUUACAAACCUCACCCAAGAGAUCGACAAAACACGAGCAGCCACUGAGCUACUGCAGGCUUCACACCGAGGAGCGGGCAAUAAGGCGAGCUGGUUACAAUUACCAGAUUGCAAGCAAGAUAAAUACAGAGGAAAUUAUUCGGAGAUUUGAGGACAAGUUAUCGCAGGUGAUGGAGGAGCGUGAGAUCAAGAUGAUGAGGAAGGAGAUGGUUCCAAAGGCCCAACUUAUGCCAGCAUUUGACAAGCCAUUCCACCCACAAAGGUCGAGGAGGCCCCUCACCGUCCCCAAGGAGCCGAGCUUCCUGAGGCUCAAGUGCUGCAUCGGCGGCGAGUUCCACCGCCACUUCUGCUACAACUCCGGCGGCGGCGCCAAGGCCGUCAACUGA